Schistocerca cancellata (South American locust) is the source of this 4131-nucleotide messenger RNA. RefSeq names its product inhibitor of nuclear factor kappa-B kinase subunit alpha (gene IKKbeta). NCBI's taxonomy places the organism in Eukaryota, Metazoa, Arthropoda, Insecta, Orthoptera, Acrididae. Gene Ontology annotation, cellular component: IkappaB kinase complex; cytoplasm. The coding region runs from base 87 to 2435 and encodes 782 amino acids. The record is from RefSeq and is a predicted model, not a curated record. Gene Ontology annotation, molecular function: ATP binding; IkappaB kinase activity. The transcript is spliced from 16 exons. Gene Ontology annotation, biological process: tumor necrosis factor-mediated signaling pathway; peptidyl-serine phosphorylation; positive regulation of transcription by RNA polymerase II.
AAUGAGGAAGAAUGCGCUUCCUGAGCCACAGGUGACAGUAGUGGGAGGGAGGUUAUUGUUUAAGGUGUUGUUACUAGCCUUCCAUAAUGGAAACAGAAGAUCCUUCGGAGCUUGGGGACUGGUUGAAGCAGCGAGUGUUGGGAAGCGGUGGGUUUGGUGUUGUAACAUUAUGGAAGAAUAAACAGACGGGUGAAACAAUAGCCUUGAAGAAAUGUCGUUCGGGUACUGACAGUAUCAUGACACCAAAACAUAAAGAAAGAUGGACAAAAGAAGUGGAAAUAAUGCAGCGACUUUCACAUCCCAAUGUUGUCAAGGCAAUUCAAGUUCCAUGGGAACUUUCUAUUCUUCGCUCUGAGCUGCCAUUGUUGUGUAUGGAAUUCUGUUCAAAAGGUGACCUUAGACAGGUUUUAAAUAAAAGGGAAAACUGUUGUGGGCUGAAUGAAGCUGAUGUUCGUGCUCUCAUUUCUGAUGUGAAGAGUGCAAUACAGUACCUUCACACCAUGAAGAUUACACACCGAGAUUUGAAACCAGAGAAUAUCGUACUUCAACAAAAGGAAAAAAAGAUUGUGUACAAGCUGAUUGACUUGGGGUAUGCCAAAGAGCUUGAACAAAGCAGCUUAUGUACUUCUUUCGUUGGCACCCUACAGUAUCUGGCCCCUGAGCUCUUCACAAACAAGCCCUAUACCAGCUCAGUGGACUACUGGAGUCUAGGUCUUCUUUCUCAUGAAGUGAUUACAGGAGUAAGACCAUUCUUACCUAACAUGACUCCAGCUGCAUGGAUGUCUCAUGUACGGAACAAGUCAUCUGAUGACAUCUGUGCAUAUCAAGCUCCUGAUGGAAGUAUUGUUUUUUCCAAGGAACUUUAUGAUCAGAACCAUAUCUCACUAGCUCUGAAACAUGAUAUGGAACGAUGGUUAAAACUUGCUUUGGAAUGGGAUCCAAAGAAACGUGGUCGAGGACCGGGUGAUAAAGUUAUCAUCUUUGAUAUGCUUGAUGAAAUUCUCAGUAAGAAGAUUGUGCAGUUGUUUGUAGUGCCAUUGUAUUUGCACUGCAGUUAUGUGGUAGACAGUUCAACAGCACUCUCAACAUUACAAGUGUGGCUUGAACGAGAUACUGCGUUAGCUGUGAAUGAUCAAGAGUUGCUUUUACCAUCAGGCAAACCACCUGAGCCAGAUGCUGGGGCCAUGCAGUGCUGGAAUCAGAAGUGUAUUGAGGAUGGGACUCCGAUGCUGCUGGUCUUCAGAAAGGGUGAGCUGACGUUACCACAGGUUGGACCAAGAAUUCCAUGGACAGUGCAACAGAUGUUGCAGGAGCCACGCACCAAACUGGAAUACGUGCAUCUGCGUCGUGCAUGGGCACAUGCAAGUUUUUUCUUACGCCAAGAAGCAGACUUAUAUUGUACACUCGUUGCAGCAUUUCAAACGAAGAUGAAACAUGUUGAAGAACUGGGGAAUAUAGUCACAGAAAACUUGAAAGAUGCAGUGACAAGCUUACAGAGGGUUGAAGCACAAAUGGACAUUGUUCAUAGUAGCCUCAAGCUGGAUGAAGAGAAGGCUGCAGGCAGAGUUAUUGGCUCAGUAAUGCAUCGUUGGUCCAGGGGUUUUGAGCAAAUAAAAUCGCGAGUGGAAACACUACACGAUGUAUUGCUGCAGGAUUUGAAGACCAGGAGUGAAAGAACUUCAUCAAAGCUUCUGAAGUUACAAGAAGAACCAACACCACCUUGGCAGGAAAUGGAAAUGCUGUCUGAAAGUGGACUGAAGUGUUAUGAUCAGCUUCGUCGACGUUCAAGAGAAAGUAGGCAACAGAAAUCAGAUUGUAUUGAAAUGCUCAAGAUUGUCUACAGCUGUUUAAAACGAAGAGAUGCUUUGUUAAGAGACAAGGCAUUUUCUGAACAGUUAACAUUACUUGCUGUUCUUCAAAAAGAUCUUGAGAUGCUCGACAAUCCCAUCAACAGAGCAAUUGAAUUAAUAGAAAAAAUCAGUGUUGAACUGAAAGAGGAACAACUGAAGAGACAAAAUGACAUUUGGAGGUCUGUAAUGGGACAGGAUGCUACACAGAAUUCUGUCGGUCAUGUUUCACCAUCUCCAAGUCUGUACUUGGAUGAGUUGAAAGAGCUUCAAGUUCCUGAACUGACUGUGACUGAUUUCAAGAUUGGCAGUUUCAUGCCAGAUCGCAACCUUGCAGAUGGAAAUCUUAGCAGAACUCACUCAAGAGAGGAAACCCCAACUCCAAAUGAACUGAGAGUCUCCAGAGAGUCAUCACCACAUCUUGCGGGCAGAGUGUCGCCAUUUGCUGUCUCAGAUGCUACAACUAUUGUUCAAGAUAAUUUUGAGCUCAGGUUCAGGACAGAAGAGCUGUUAAAUCAAAGUUUUCAACAAAUUCGCAGUAUAAUGGGUGAUUUCAUGUCAAUGGAUUGGACUCAUUUGGAACAGUGAAGGUGACUGUGCUGGAGUGUAAUGUAAUUUUUCUGUGUGUGUGUGUGUGUGUGUGUGUGUGUGUGUGUGUGUGUGUGUGUGUGGCGCGCCCGCGCAUGGUGAAUUCCUGAUUCUGGGGUAUAAGUUCACAUUUCUUAUUACACAUUAAAAUUCAUCAAUAUUUCAAGAGUACAGCAUAAUGAGCUAUGUAAUCCUCAAUUGUUAUCUGUGUGGGUGAUUUAGUUUCUGGUGCAGAAGACUAUAAGUGUCAUGUACUACAAUUCAUGUAAUUUAAAGCAAGGCCGGAGAAAGAGUCACUAUGUUGUAUCAUACCUACUGUGGUCUACAGUCACACUUGUUUGCUCAGGCGUAGAGCUUUACACUCGUGUCAUGCUAGAAAAAAAAAACCUGUCUACCAUUUUUUUUACAAUUUACGCAAUACUGAACAUGUUUUUGAUGAGAAUGUAACAAUAAAGAUGUGGAGAAAUGACAGAUAGCAAAGCUACUGUCAUGUGUCGACACGACAAGAAUUGAAAUGUUUGUGUAUUGCUAAGCAAUUUUUAUUUGUUGUGACUGAAGCUAUAUCUUUGCGCGAAUUGAAAUGGUUUAUAUUUUAUAUUCUAUUUUAUGUGCUUAGAUUUCUAACAAUAGUUAUGUGUUGAUGAACAGAGAAAAUAUUGAUUAUAUUGAAGACUGAAUGCACAUUUAUAGAGUUUGUGAUGAAAAGUGAGUCUCACUUCAUUGUAUUUACACAUGAAAGAUGUUUUUUACAGUUUGUUCCUCUUUGUUAUUCGCGAGCAAAAAUAAGGGAUGUGUUGAUCAUUUAUCUCAGAAAACUAUUUUGAAAGAAAAUAUAUAUAUAUAUAUAUAUAUAUAUAUUUUUAGAUUAAAUUUUAGGCCUAGCAAUAGAAAUAUUUUUACAAAGUUACAUCUUGAAGAAAUGAAAUACUUUUUAUGCAUUUACUGUAAUCUUUAAAAGGCAUCUAUUUGACAAAGUCAGCUACAGUUUCUUAGAGUAUAGCUGAUUGUUAGUUGCUGUGGGGAAGUAACAAAAAUUAUUUUUCUUUAGCCUUCAGUUUUAAAGCCAGAUGGGAGUUUAGGGAACUCAAGAAAAAAGUCAUUGCAAUAGUUGUAUAAAACUAGACAGAAAGGAGAGGAAACAGUAAUUAACAAAUAUAGCAAUUACAAAAUACAGUGUAAUACAGUUUUUGUGUGUCAUUAUUGGUUUAUGUUCAGUAAUAUUUCUUUGUCCCAAUUUCAUAUGUAAUUUUGAAUAUUUUAUUGACUUUUACUGGUUAUCAUCCACCUUGUUAAUGAGUAUUGUCAUUUGUUUAAAAAUUUUGUGAUGUUAUAAUGUUACAUUUCCUGUUUGUGAAAGGGCUGUUGUAUUUAUCAUGUUGUGUAGUUGGGCAAUAUUUGUCAUUCUGUGUAGUUGUGCAAUAUUUGUCAUUCUGUGUAGUUGUGCAAUAUUUUAUGAGAGCGAGAACAACCAAAUGUUGUAUUGUUAACUGAAGACUCAUUCAUUUCUUUGACUGUUUAUCUGAUUACGCAUGUGCAUUGCUACCUUACCAUGGAUAUACUAUCUUUUACCAUGGAUAUACUAUGUUUUUUAGACACAGUCAAAUGAGAUACUCAGUCUCUCUUUACUUUUUGUCUCUCUAUUGUGAGUUUCUCCGAUUCAUUUAAAUACAGAGCAAAUAAAUCAUAUUUUAUGAAA